AGCGGCGCUCGGCGCUCAGGGUUCAGGUGGUCAAGAAGAAGAAGACAACAAGGUCCUUGUAGCCGCUAAUACCCCGUUAUACGUUAUCCACGGGGAAGAUUGUUCAAAGUGAAAACCUGCAGAUAGACGAGUUGUUGGUACCGUUCGGAUUGGGAUACCAAUCUGUAUUUUGUGAAAAGGACACGUAUUGCGCCGCAUCGUAUUUGAAUUUAAGAAUAACGAGGAUUUGUCUGUUACUUCCGUGUUCUUGAAGACUGACUGUUAAAGACAGAAUUCCGUAAACCUGAUUGGCUGUCAAAGCUGUUGGGAAAGCUGUUCUUAAAUGUGAUUGGACGUCUGACAAAAAGUGCUUUGAGUGACAUGUACCCCACAAACGGUUGACUACGCAACGAGGUCAUAUGAGAUUCAUGAAUACCUCCUGGUAGGAGACAUGUUAUGAAGGAGAAGAAGGCCUAAGCUGUACUGAAACAAUUUGGGAAACACCAUUUGGACCUUUCAUGUUGACCCUUUUCUUCCCCAAACCGUGUAGAGCUGUGGUGCGUGUGAGGAAACUGGCGGCGCAACUCUCCAAAGCAACCAUGUUCACAACUACCCAGGGCUCUAGUCCGUCCGCCGCAGCCAACGGGGAUGCCUCCACUGCCGCCAUUCUCAUCAUCGGAGACGAGAUACUCAAGGGACACACGUUGGACACAAACAGCGGCUUUCUGUUGCGAGCACUGAGGAAGCUCGGAGUGUCCGUGCAGCGCAUAACGGUCUUGCCCGAUGUGCAGGAGGUCAUUGCCAAAGAGGUGGCCCUCCUCUCCCCACAGUACACGCAUCUCAUCACCUCGGGGGGCAUAGGCCCCACCCACGACGACGUCACCCUAGAGAGUGUUGCCAUGGCAUUCCAAGAAGAUUUAUACCACCAUCCUGAGCUCGGCCGCGUGGUCGAGGAAUUGUUUGGGGUGACGGAUAAAAACAGUGCGGCUAUGAAGCUGGCCAUGGUGCCUCGCUCAUCGAAGCUCAACUACGGAACGGACCCUCAGACCGGACAGCUGCUCAGCUACCCGCUGGUCAGUGUGCGUAACGUCUACAUCUUUCCUGGGGUCCCGUUGCUGAUGGAGAGGGCCUUCAACGGGCUGCGGCACCUCUUUGCCGCUUCGGGGACCACGUUUCACACCCGUGAGGUGUUCGUGGAUGCGGACGAGACCGACAUCGCCCCCGUGCUGACAAAGCUGCAGGCCGAUUGGGGCCGAAAGGUGGCCCUCGGCUCCUACCCCGACUGGUUGAGCAACUAUCACAGAGUGAGGCUGGUCCUGGACUCGGAGAGCCAGGAGGAGGUGGACAAAACCCGGGCGCAGCUGCUGGACGAGCUGCCCAAGGGUAGCGUGGUGCCCUUGGUGACGGACCCGGUGACCAUCGCCUCGGCGGAGGUGUACGCACUGGCCAACAGCGGCACACCGCUGGGUGAGAAGGUCAUGUCCGCGCUGAAGACCAUAGAGGCGGCGCUGGACCAGUAUUCGACAGAGCAGGUCUGCAUCGGCUUCAACGGAGGCAAGGACUGCACAGCGCUGCUGCAUCUCUACUACGCAGCGCUGAAACGGCGACAUCCAGAUGCUAAAGACAAAGUGAAAGCCUUGUACAUCCGUAUUAUCGCUCCGUUCCCAGAAAUGGAGAGAUUCCUUCAGGACACGAUUAAAAGAUAUGACUUGGAGAUCUUCUCUGUGGAGGGCAGUAUACGGCAAGCGCUGAGCGAGGUACAGGAGAGGAGGCCGGAGCUGAAAGCGGUCCUCAUGGGAACCAGGAGGAGCGACCCGUACUCGCGCACCCUCACGGCCAUGUGUCCCACUGACUCCGGCUGGCCAGACUACAUGAGGGUCAACCCAUUGCUGGACUGGACGUAUCACGACAUCUGGUCCUUCCUGAGGACGUUGUACGUUCCCUACUGCAUCCUCUACGACAAAGGGUACACUUCCCUCGGCAGUAUGGACAACACCUGCCGCAACGCGUCCCUCCAGGUGGUGGACGGGAGGGGGGUGACGCGGUACAAGGCGGCCUACCUGCUGGAGAAUGAGGAAGAGGAGCGAAACUCCCGCGCCUGAUGGAGGAUCACUUCUCUCGGCGUGUGUGUCUUUCGACCACCCCCCCUCCCCCCCGCACAUGUGAAAGCACACGGACGUUGUUAUUAAGUCGUCCUGUGAACAUCAGCCGGACGUCUACAGAAUGGGAUUGUGAAUAAAGUCUGUCCGUGUGCGUUUGUUUCAGCAACGUGAAGCCGCGGCGUCUCCAUCCAUCGUCAUGUUACUAUUCGUCCCGCAUGCAGGCGGCAGGCGGGGCUUUGAAUAUUGCUCUUGAUUCAUCUUAUUCAUGAAUCUAUUUGUCUAGUUUCUGAAUCCAAUAAAAAAACAAGAUGACCUAUCAAAA
Molecule: messenger RNA, 2403 nt
Organism: Pungitius pungitius (ninespine stickleback)
Lineage: Eukaryota; Metazoa; Chordata; Actinopteri; Perciformes; Gasterosteidae
Gene: flad1
Product: flavin adenine dinucleotide synthetase 1
Exons: 11
Coding region: 498-2081 (527 amino acids)
Biological process (GO): FAD biosynthetic process
Molecular function (GO): FMN adenylyltransferase activity
Source: RefSeq, a predicted model, not a curated record